AUGGCUACCGAUUUUAGCAUUAAUGCGCUACUCAAUUUACCAUCAAAGGAAAGCAGAAAUGUUCCUGAACAAAAGAUAAAGGUGGAAUUGCCAAUUUCUGAAACUGAAAGAUUUUUUCCAUCUGGUGGUCAAAUAGACUCAAAUGGUAAGUAUUAUUGAGUGUUUUAGUGUGGGAAUGUUUUUGCUAUGCUGUUACAAGUUUCAACAAGUAAUGCAUAUGUAAAUAUACGAGUAUAUUUGAUGCAAACAACACAAUUAGACGAUCAUUAGCAGUAUCGAUAAUCCAAUAUGUCCUGAAGCAUUAAACAGAGAAUGGUACAAGAUUUAGAUCACAAUCUUAAGGAAUAAUGAUUUAUUACUUUAUGAAUCUCACCAUAAAUGGUGCCGAAGCAUAUUAAGCUAUAAGCUAUAGAGUAACAAAAUGGUAUGGGUUUUUUAUCAAUAGUAUUAUAUAUAUAUAUAUAUGAGGUCACUUUCAUCUUUCUAUGUUCUUAUAGUGAAUAUGCAUUUCUGCAAUUCUUUACCGGCUGACAGUUUCAGCAAAUAUAAAACUAAUAUCAAUGAAUACACUAUACACGAUCUAUUUAAACUGUAUAUUCCAAAUCAAUUUCAAAUCAUCUUCAACAGAUAUUUACCAGAUGUGCCAUAUCUUCUAAAUAUAUUUCUGAAGAUGAACUGAAAUUGAUCGAAUAGACAGUUUUUUUAAAUAAAUUGUGUAUAUAGUAUACAUGCAAAAUGUUUUUCGGAAUAACAUUAUAAAGGUUUAUACAUUUCUAUACUCAUUUCAAAGUUUGUAGACUACUCCACACUCUUUUCAAAGAGUCUAAAGAUUGGCCAAUCUUAGUCAAAAUACAAACAUCUGAAAUAUUUUAAUGAGAUCAGAUAUUGAUAACCUCCAGAAACAAUUUUUAUUCUGUGAGCCACACAAAGCCGAUGGAGAAAAGUACAAUCUUUGACAAUAUACAUUGGGAGAAUCUAUAGUCUUCACAAGUUCAUAUAUGCACUCAGAUGUAUCAUCAAUUUUUUGUUACAUUUAUCAGUUCCACCCUCCCUCCUCCCACCCGUUCCAAUGUGCCAGUCAGGCAACAAGACAUUGGCGGCUUUUUGUGGGGCCAACUUUAGAAAACAUGCCGAGGCGAGGCGGGGUGCCAUAGGCGUUUCCCUAAAUAUUGUCAAUUUCAGUAUAUGUGCCAUAGUUUGAUGUUGAUGAACACCUCAGAAAGAUGAUGCUGAAAAAUGAUUUACAACUGUUGUUCGAAAAAGUUGAAGGGACAAUAGAGCGGAAUCAAUGAUCAAAUUGAUGACGAUGAUAAUCACGACUUAGUUUUUUAAAGUUUUUAAAACAAAAACAUAGUACACAUUAUUUUUCAACGAUAAGGUGACAUGCUAGGACAGGAAUGUACAACAUGUAUGAACUCUAUUUUUUCGAUUAUAGAACGAAGACGCGAGUAUAGGAAAAUAUGCCAGUAUAUAUAUAAAAUAUUCACAAUUUUUCAGCUAUAAUAAACUGCCUGCAUUUCCACAUUAAGAAGCGUUACACCACAGUACAAAAAGACAAUUCUACGUAGUUAUAUGAGGAACAAAGAUUUGUAAGGAAUGUCUGACCAAAUUAAGGCUACGUCCAGACUAAUCCAUCUUCAUAGCGUUUUCCUUUUGUUUCAGUUAAGACCAUUGUUCUCUAUUUCCUUAUGAACGGAGUACAUUGAUACGAAAACAGACUAUAGUGUGAACGUAGCCUAGCUGAAUAACAAGAACACUACCAUUAAGUUGCAGAAAGUAAUUCCCACCAAAGACAUGUCAGCCAGAUUUUAUACUUGGUAUAAUGGACUACUUUUAAUAAUAGAAAACUUUAUACUAGUAAAUUCUUAACAAUGUAAUAAUUUUAAUCUUGAUCUAUAAUAACUAUCAUUCCAUGUAAAUAAGUAUCGAAAAGGCUCAUUGAGGAACAAAAUAAAAUAUGUAUGUAGCUAUAUAUGUACGUGAUUAUUCAUGAGAAGUUAUUUAUUUGAAUUGCCAAGUAAAAAAAAAUGGCAGGUGAAAUUCUAUAGAUAUAUUUCGUUUCAUUUGCUUACCAAAACUCAUAUAUACUAGAUCAUUUAGUUGACUAAUAUGUUAGUAUAUUUGAAAUGUAAACCCAAGUUUACCGUAGUAAAAUAGACAAGUUUAAAAAUACUAAAAAUGCAUAUCAUGAAAACAUUGAUUUUUACAAGAUGACUCAUAUGAGACAUAGCGAUUUUGGCAGUUCUGUGAAUAAAAAUGGCAGGUAGCCAAAACAAUUUAGACUGGCAGGCCAUAUUUUUUCUCUGCUACGAGAAACACAAAGAACUAACAUUUUAUCUUUACCAUUUCAGGUAAAUGUGCCAGCCUUUCAAGAGAACCCACGCCGAGCAAUCUCAGAACGAGUCAUCCCAAAGCCUCACCCUCUAUCGAUCUAACAAGAUUCCCUGCAGCAGAUUUCACGACAAUAGUCAUACCAAAGAAGCACGCAAAACCAAGACGAAAACGCACUGCAUUUUCCAACAUUCAACUUCACUUUUUGGAACAGUUCUUUCAAAAGAAAGCGUAUCCUUCCAGCCAAGAACGAAAUUUUAUUGGAAGCAUCCUUAAUAUUGGCAGUGGACAAGUCAAAACUUGGUAUCAAAAUCGCAGAACGAAAAUGAAGAAGAACAAAGUUUAUGAUUCUGGAACCGAAGCUCAGGAAUCUACCGUGUCCAGCACGUUGGAAGGACGUUUGGCGGAAAAUCAGCUUCGUACGAUCGCUACUGGGCCUAGUACAUUGGAGUCAAGUAUAAAAUGCUUUGAUUUUGGGAACAAACAGCCUUAUAUAAUGUCAAUGGCAAGUUUCAAUGGUAAAACUAGUAUGCCUGAGAUGCAUUGCGAUUGCUAUAAGCCAUGUUGUAUUAGCGGUAAUCUACUACUGCAACAGCAGAGUAUGAUUGGUCAACAUCUGUGA
This is a messenger RNA of Paramuricea clavata, 2953 nucleotides long. Lineage: Eukaryota; Metazoa; Cnidaria; Anthozoa; Malacalcyonacea; Plexauridae. The record is from the annotation of a GenBank genome assembly.